Messenger RNA from Vigna unguiculata (cowpea), 1106 nucleotides. RefSeq names its product carbonic anhydrase 2-like. Gene Ontology annotation, biological process: carbon utilization. The record is from RefSeq and is a predicted model, not a curated record. Gene Ontology annotation, molecular function: zinc ion binding; carbonate dehydratase activity. Lineage: Eukaryota; Viridiplantae; Streptophyta; Magnoliopsida; Fabales; Fabaceae.
AUGGCUGGUUCAUUCAAAAAGUGUAUGAUGCUCUGUUGCACGGGCAAGACUGUCUCGAAGGAAGAGAUGGCAGGAGAAUCAUUCGGCGAAGCAAUCGCAAGACUGACCAAGCUUCUCAGUGAAAAGGCUGAACUCGGCGACGUCGCCACCUUAAAGAUCUCGCAGCUGACGGCGGAGCUUGAGGCUGCCGGUGCGAAGCGGUGUGUCCCGGAGGAGAGGAUCAAAACGGGCUUCAUCACCUUUAGGAAUGAGAAAUUUUUGAGAAAUCCUAGUCUCUAUGCCGACCUUGCCAAAGGCCAAAGCCCAAAGUUUAUGGUAUUUGCAUGCUCGGACUCGAGAGUUUGUCCAUCCCAUAUUCUGGAUUUCCAACCUGGCGAAGCCUUUAUGGUCCGAAACAUUGCCAACAUGGUUCCACCGUAUGACAAGACGAAGUAUUCAGGAGCUGGGGCAGCCAUUGAAUAUGCAGUCACGCAUUUAAAGGUGGAGAAUAUUGUUGUUAUUGGACAUAGUUGCUGUGGAGGUAUAAAGGGGCUCAUGUCUAUCCCAGAUGAUGGGUCCACUGCAAGUGAAUUCAUAGAGCAAUGGGUCCAAAUAUGUACACCAGCAAGGUCCAAGACUAAAACAAGUGAAUUAAGCUUCGAAGAGCAGUGCACUAACUGUGAGAAGGAAGCUGUGAAUGUGUCACUUGGGAAUCUGUUAAGUUAUCCUUUUGUUAGAGCUGGUGUGGUGAACAAAAGUCUAGUUUUGAAAGGAGCACAUUAUGAUUUUGUUAAGGGCACUUUUGAGCUAUGGGAUUUGAACUACAAGCUUAUGCCCUCUAUAUCUAUUUAAGAUUUGUCUCUUCAGCAGCACAUCAUUGCAAACCUGCAUUAUAUCUAAACUUUUGCUGAGGGUUCCCAUAGAAAAGAUUCAGACAUUCAGAAAGAAUAAUGGUCUGUGAGGUAGUAGUAGUAGUAACAACUAGUAAACUAGUUUUGAUUUCCAACAAAGUACCAUUCUCAUCAUCUCUGUUAUGAAUAAAUAAUACAUUACUUUUAUUUAUUUUCAUUUUGGCUGAUGUAUCAAUCACUUCAUGCACCUAAUUAUAUAUCAGUUAUGCCUUCCUA